CCAACAUGCUCCGAGACCACGCUCCGAAUUGCAAGAUUAUCCUCAGUCAUUCUGGUGGCGAUCUGCCAUACAUCAUCGAUAGACCUGCGAGGCUGAUGGUGAACGCUCCACCUCCAACGAAUGCGGGUAGGAGUACUGAGGAUGUUCUAGCCGAGGCACGAACUUUCUGCUUCGAUACCGCGCUGUCGAGCUCUCCGAUGCGGAUCAAAGCUUUGAUGCAAUUGCUUAGAGGCGAUGCGGAGGACCAAGCUUCAGUUGUUCGGCACAGAUUGUCCGAAUGCGCCAAGUGGAAGCUUCAUGGUCUAGCUUGAACGACAGGAUGACUUCAAGGCCGAAGAUUUGCGAGAAAAUUGGCUUGAAGCUAUUUCCCAGACUUGGAGUGUGAGGCGUGGUGCGAGCACGACGUCAACUCGAUUUUCAUCUGCGCAGUUGCUUGCAGCACCAAAUAUCAUCAAGUCCAGUAGGAGUC
Molecule: messenger RNA, 469 nt
Organism: Pseudocercospora fijiensis CIRAD86
Lineage: Eukaryota; Fungi; Ascomycota; Dothideomycetes; Mycosphaerellales; Mycosphaerellaceae
Exons: 1
Coding region: 6-311 (101 amino acids)
Source: RefSeq, a predicted model, not a curated record